Molecule: messenger RNA, 339 nt
Organism: Vicia faba (fava bean)
Lineage: Eukaryota; Viridiplantae; Streptophyta; Magnoliopsida; Fabales; Fabaceae
Source: the annotation of a GenBank genome assembly
AUGUCAUCUAUUGAGAAUAUUUUGACUAUUAAGGCGGUUCUCAGAAUUUUUGAACUUGUCUCGGGUCUUAAAGUGAACUUUUCCAAGAGUUAUUUGUUAGGCAUGAAUAUGGAUGUAUUCGAGGUUUUUCUUGCUCUUAUCAUGGGUAUAACUAGACGUGAUAAGGUGGAUUCUUGGGUUUGGAAAAGUGACUCGACUAAGGAGUUUUCAGUUAGUUUGACUUAUGGUAGCCUGAUACAUCUGGCAGGGGUCAGGGAAGACAUGCCUGAGAGGGUGGUGAGGGGAUUUUCUAGGGUUUGGAAGAGUUGGACUCCAUCUAAAGUUGUGGUGUUCUCUUGA